This is a messenger RNA of Doryrhamphus excisus (bluestripe pipefish), 4065 nucleotides long. It is a transcript of the gene hyal2b, whose product is annotated as hyaluronidase 2b. Gene Ontology annotation, cellular component: cytoplasmic vesicle. Gene Ontology annotation, molecular function: hyaluronoglucuronidase activity; hyalurononglucosaminidase activity. Gene Ontology annotation, biological process: carbohydrate metabolic process; hyaluronan catabolic process. Lineage: Eukaryota; Metazoa; Chordata; Actinopteri; Syngnathiformes; Syngnathidae. The record is from RefSeq and is a predicted model, not a curated record.
UGGCAACGUGUCCUCACACGAACACAACAAUUACUUGAAGGGGAUUAUCUCCUCAAUGCUGCAAAGCCAUGAGUAGUAGCUGUAAAAACUUUAAUGGGAAUUUUGUGCAAUGUCUACACAUUUUUUAAUAAGAUGAUGUAUGACAUGCUUAAGUUUGGUACAAUACUAUGAAGUAUGAAUGAGAAUAGUCCUAAUUCCAUGCAUGGUGCGAGGAGGUUUUGUACAAAUAUUAUGAACUGGAGGUGGAGUCUACUGGAUAUUUAAAUAUGAGCCACAGGUGGAAGGAACUCUGAAGACCUUUUCCUCCUCCGAUCAGGCAGCUGGUAAGAUUCAUGUUUUCAUUAUUAUGCAAACGACAUCCAUAAUGAGCUGAAAAAUGACAUAUUGUCAAAUAAAGUGAUAGACCAGGGUCGGUAUUUGUAAAUUGCAAUUAUUUUAAGCAUUUGAUUUAAACAAAAAAAAAAACAUGUUGGCGUUUAGUAAGUAGGAACAAUUAUUUUCCGUCACCGGAAGUUAGAUAUUCGGAAUCAAAUACUCAGCAGCCCCUGAGGACCAUACUAUUCGAUGUGUCCUUAGGGGUGAUUCGUGUAUCGUAAUAUCGACUUUAGGUCUGAUUUGUGCUACAUGUGCAUCAAAAAAAUGCCCCUCUUUAAAAUAUUAUAUUUAACAUGUUAUACACGAAGUUUUAUGGUCCAUAAAAGCGUGAAAUGGUGGUAUAAUUUCUAAUAAGACCCCCUUUCCCCCUCCAGUUGAGACUGCCGAAUGCUGUCUCUGUAAAUGAAAGACGUUGUUCCUCUGGUCAGUUUCUCCUGCUGCGGUCUCUGCUUAGCGAGAGGAAAUGUUUAAAUAACGGCCAACAUGGACUGAAAAAAAAAGUAUGAUGGCUGUUUGUCUCAUGGCAGGACCGUGGAAAAGUCAUUUAUCAGACGUCCAUAGCGCAUGAAUACACCAACUCUGAACCCCGGACGGCACUUCCUGUCCAUCCGCCACUCAGCUCUUCUAGCACAGAGUCAGAGGAGCAAAGGUGAGCGUUGGCCAUGGAGGCUGCCUGGCUGCACUGCUUUAUUCUAACCGCGAUAACGACACUGUCAAGUGUGUGUGUCACACAUGCAAAGCAAACAAGAUGGCCUUUAUACUCCCAGACGCCGCUUCUUCUCGUUUGGAACGCACCUACUCAGGACUGCGCCCCGCGCCACGGAGUCACUUUACCUUUGGAGCAGUUUCACAUGGUGGCCUCGCCCAACGAGGGCUUCACCCGGCAGAACCUCACCAUCUUCUACAAGGAGCGCUUGGGCUUGUACCCGUACUACGAGCGGGACGGCACCGCGGUCCACGGUGGCCUCCCGCAGCUUGCCAGCCUCACGCAACACUAUGAGAAGAUGCCGGAAGACGUGGAGAGAUACAUACGUGACCCGGCCGCAAAAGGUUUGGCUGUCAUCGACUGGGAAGAGUGGCGGCCAUUGUGGAUCAGGAAUUGGGACUCCAAAGACAUCUAUCGGAGCAAAUCCCGGGAGAUGGUGCUGAAGAAGAACCCGACAUGGACCCAGGAGCGAGCUACAAAGGUGGCCCAGCAGGAAUUUGAGCUGUCGGCACGGAAAUUCAUGCUGGAGACUCUGAAACUGGCAAAGAGCCUGCGGCCCAAUAAUCUGUGGGGCUUCUACUUGUUUCCGGAUUGCUACAACCACGACUACAGGAACGGGUUGAAGAACUACACGGGUCGCUGCCCCGCGCUGGAGACGGCCCGCAACGACCAGCUCAACUGGCUGUGGAUGGAGUGCACGGCGCUCUAUCCGUCCAUAUAUAUGGGAUCUGUGCUGGGCUCCACCCAAUAUGGCCGCCUCUUUGUGCGCAACCGGGUGAAGGAGGCCAUGCGCCUGGCAUCUGUCGGCGAUGGAUUAGCACGCCCCGUUUUUGUCUACACCCGACCCACGUACAUCAACGAGAUGACCCUCCUCACUGAGACAGACCUGGUGUCCACCAUCGGCGAGAGCGUGGCGUUGGGAGCGGCGGGCGUUAUCUUCUGGGGGGACUCAUCCUACUCCAGCGACAGCGGCUGCUCGGCCCUGAAAGGCUACCUCAGCGGGCCGCUGGGCCACUACCUGCUCAACGUGUCCACGGCGGCGGAGCGGUGCAGCCGUGCGCUCUGCCACCUCCACGGGCGCUGCAAGCGCAAGCGGGCGGACGACGCCGAUGCGUACCUUCACCUCAGCCCGUCCACGCACAGCAUCGGCCGCCAGAACGGCCGACUGAAAGUGAGCGGCGAGCUUGGCGAGGCCGAACUGGCGGCUUGGCGCCAACGCUUCCAGUGCCAGUGCUACAGCGGGUACCGGGGGGAGGCCUGCGCUCAGAGAGAGGCGGGGCAGAAUAGAGCCUCCUCUGUUCUGGGAGCCUGGCCGCUUUGCGUCUUACUCCCGCUAGGGCUCCUCACGCUGCUACACUGAGGAAAUGAAGAGAUCCAAAAUAUUCACCGCCGGUGCCAAGCAACAACCGAACAAGAAUAGUUUGGUUGUUUGGCAUAAAACCAUGAUCAAAGAAGAUAGUGCUGCAGAUCCCAUGCUGCUUACCCUAAAGCUGCUUCUGAACAUCUCCAAGUGUUCAAAUCGAAUCAAAAAAGCUUCAUGCUGGCCUCCACUUCAGCAUAUUUUAUUUUAUUGCUUACCAACUGGAGCUUUUCUACUUUAAAUUGUGUUAUAUGCUGGAUACAAGUGUGUCAAACAUUGUCAUUUUUAGGUUAUAUUAUACCAAAAGAUGAUAAAAUGAUCACAAAUCAUCCAUCUGGCUAUGGAAUUUAAUCCAGUCGCAUCAAGAAAACCAAAAUAGUGUAUGUUUUUUUUUUUUUAUGAGAUUUGUAUUGCAGUCUGUGCUAAUGUUUCUCCAGCUCAUGACUGAACCUGCCUUCUUCCUGAUGGUUUACACGCACCUUCCCUAAUGGAUGUUCUAUUAUAGCACAGCCUUCAGUUGCAUAACAGUGUUUUAUAAAAGCCUGUCUGCCUUUCACUUUUUUUUUUUUUUUAAUCAGAAAAAUUUAUUCAGGGGCAAAAUAUGAUCAUCAAGUUCUUCCAUAUAGAGCUGGGAAAGGAAAUCAAAAGAAUGGAUCAUUGGAAAUCCAAAAACACAUCAUGUGCUCCGUAUUUUUGUAUAUCUCCGUACAUCCAUCAUUUUAAAUGCACCAACAUCUGGUUGUAAGACUUAAAAUUGCAUCAUCAUUUCAUUUAUGUCAGAGUUCCUGCUAAAGCAACUGUGAUGCGGCAUCACCAUAUGCAGUACAACGAUAGAUAAGAUUUCUAUGUCAUUAUUGGUCGCUAUCCGGGUCAUUUAUGUAUACAGUAGGUUGCGUAUGGUAUUUAUUCGAUAAGCCAGCAGGCAAAAAGGGUGUUUGGCUAACAAGAUGUUUGUAGAGGCCACCACACAGUAGAAUGUUUACUAUGCGGCCAACUUCAUGACACUGUGCACUUUAACGCCGUUUUCAGUCACAUGACGUUUGUACUGGGUACAGAUACGGGCAUAUGUCAUUACUUUUCUCUCUGCUGGUGUUUGAUGACAUGUUUUAUAUUCUCUCAUCAGGUACUUUUUUUUUUUUACAUUAAAGAUCAUUUGAAUUUAUGUUUGGACUUACUGCUCAAAUGUGCAUUGCAGUGUAAAUUAAUGACAAUAUAUUGCCAUUUUUUUUCUCAGCUAUGACAUAUAUUCUACCUUUUCAGUCCUGCAUAAGAGUGGAAUACAAGAUAUGUAGGAUGAUGAUUUAUCUAUUUUAUCAGUGAUGCUAAUGUCAUUUUUCAACCCAGAAUUACUAUAAAAUGAACCAAAUGAAUUAUGAUGAAUAUUUCACGUUAAUGGAGAUUUUAAAAAAAGGUUUAUGUUUUUCAAGUGUGCACGGGUAGGGGCUACAUGGCCUCAGGUCAAAUGUCUGAAGGGGUACACCACUGUAAAAAGUUUGUUGUUCUGCAUCAACAUAUUAGCAUUAAAGUUCGCUACAUCAGACAUCUUUAAAGUAUCGUAAGAUUAGAAUACAUUUAAUAACGUAAAGAAAAAUAAAACAAUUAAAAAAAUAAACAUCGAGGCUAU